Closterium sp. Naga37s-1 is the source of this 984-nucleotide messenger RNA. Lineage: Eukaryota; Viridiplantae; Streptophyta; Zygnematophyceae; Desmidiales; Closteriaceae. The record is from the annotation of a GenBank genome assembly.
AUGGCAUCGAAGAACAUCCUCGUUAUAGCCGUCCUCGCAAUGCUCCUCGUCGGCCUCGCGGUUGCCGACAAUCAAGAUCGCAAGCGGGACGGCACGGGCAACCAGGACCGCGACAGGAAGCGCGACGGUUCGUGCGCGAAAUCCGGCACGUGCAGCGGCAACAAGAACGGCGGCAACCCCGGUGGUCGCGGCGGCAAUGGCGCUGGGAGGAAUUCGGGGAAGAAAGGCACGGGGACGUGCAACAAGAGCGGCAGUGCGAGUUGCGACGGCAGUGGGCGGAAGAACGCGGUGACCGCGAGCGCGGAUGCCGCCGUGGCGGCUGCUGACGUGGACGUGCAGGCGUGUGACGGGCCGAAGCAGGCGGGGAAGCUGAUGAGCGGAUUGCGGAAGAGCGGAUUCAACAAGUUCGCCGCGGCGCUCCAGCAGACAGGUGCGCUGCAGCAGACAGGUGCGCUGCAGCAGACAGGUGCGCUCCAGCAGACAGGUGCGCUGCAGCAGACAGGUGCGCUCCAGCAGACAGGUGCGCUCCAGCAGACAGGUCUGGCGGCGGAGUUCCCGGAGGUGAUGUGUGCGGGCGGAGUGACGCUGCUGGCCAUCCCCGACGUGCCCAUGGGGCAGCUGCCCCCGGCGGUGCGAGGGGACCCGGUGAUGCUGAGGGAGCAGCUGCUGCUGCACGUCGUCAAGGCCGCCCGCCCCUACUCGCGCAUGCAGGCGCGCACCAAGAACUACAAGUUUGCGUGUGCGGCGGGGGCGGGGUCAGGGCGGCUGGUGAAGCAGAGCCAGGGCAGCGCGCCGCUGGUGCUGCGAGUGGGCAGGGGGUGGGGGCAGGCAGCAGCCGUGACGCGCCCCGAUGCCUUCCGGUGCACGGGGGGGGCGGUGCACGGAGUGAACUGCGCGCUGGGCUUGGGGCGCAUGGGCAGGCCGGGCAGGCGCGUGCCUCUGGGGCAGUGCCUGCGCAACGGCAGGGACCAGGAUGAUGACUAG